AUGGCCUUGAUGCACUCCUGGAACUCCUGCAAGAUGCUCAAAUGCCCCAAAUAUAACUGGUACUACAAGUCCCAGCAGACACUGCAUGCCCACCUCAGAGAAAAACACCCUGCAUCUGGGGGUGUGUGUGUGUACUGUAGCAUGGGGAAGGCCCACCCUCAUCUGUCCCGGGGAGAGAGUUAUGUCUGUGAGUACAAGCUCUACCGCUGUGGUGUGUGGGAUUACACGACCCCCUGUAAAGGAAACCUCAGCAUACACAUGCAGUCAGACAAACACCUCAGCAACGUACAGGUAGCAGGACACACACACCCUGCGCACGGCACACACACACACUCCGCACACAAUGGGGGCUGGACGCACACACCCCACAGUCACACAGCCCCCUGCACACACAACACACCCUACCCCAGCCAGCCCCCUUCCCAGGGUAAGAGGUGGCGGUGUGAGGUGUGUGAUUAUGAGACCAGCAUUGCCUGGAAUCUUUGCAUACACAUCACCAGCGAGAAACACAUGCCUAAUGUGCUGCGCCUGAAACAAACACACAACGUGGGGAACAGUCUUUGGUGCCUGGUGUGUUCCAGUUUCUCCUCUGACAGUCUGUAGUCUCUUAUGUCUCACCUGAGUGCCCCCUGCUCCCUGCCUCAGUCUGAGUGGCGCUCUCUGAUGGCUGGAGGCUGCUACUGCAGGCUGUGUGGCUACAGCACCGCCCUCAGGGCUAACUUCACCCUGCACUGCCAGACAGACAGACACAGGGCCCAGUACCAGCUGGCGUCCCACCUCUGGGAGAAGGGGAAGGCCGGGGACAGGGAGGAAUUUGGGAAGUUGGUUGCUACAGGCAACCCAGUCCAGCUGAAGUGUAACUUGUGUGACUUCCAGACCACCAGCUUGGAGAAACUGAAAAUACACAGCAUCAACCCCCAACACCAGGCCAGCCUCAGAGUCUACAGGUUCUUACAGCAGUAUGACACUGCAGUAGAUGGAGGGUCCUGGUUGUUCCACUGUGUCCUGUGUAACUACUCCUCCUGUUCUAAACUCCACCUAUUGAGACAUACCCACUCCCCUGGUCAUCAGAAGAGGGAGCUUCACUACUUGCAGUUAGUGAGAGGGAGGAGCCUGGAGGAAGGGGAGGGGCUAGCAGCUACUUUCACCAUUAGGAAGUGUCCCAGUCCUGAGACAGGUGGAAGCAUUGAGGAGGAGGGGGAGAGGAGAGAUUCCCUUUCUCCAGCCAAGCGAUCGUUCUCUGGGCUGGAGGAGACACAGAGCCCCCUCUCUCCCAAACGCCCCACAACAGACCAGCGCUCUACUCACCAACAGGCUACUGGCAAGUGCCCACUGUGCCAGGACACACUGGUAUACACACACCUGAGACGCCACCUCAUACUCACACACAGUGUGGUCCAAGACUGUGUGGACAAGCUCAUGAGUGUGGUGGCAGUGGAGCUGCCAGAGAUUCUGCAGAAAGUGACACUGCAGAUGGAGUCCCACUCAAAUAUAAAGGAAUCUCAAACAAACGAUUGCAACACAAACAGCUCUUACACGAAGGAAUCCCUCACAAAUGACUCUCAAACAAACGACUACCAUACAAAAAAAGAAAAAGUAAUCACAGCCAAAGAUGUCCCUGCUCUUCUGACUCCUCCCUGUGAGGACCAGCACCCAGUAGAGGACAACACCUCUCACCUCCUUGAGUCCCCCAGCUCUCCCCCUUCCACACCCACUCUUUCCUCUCUCUCCCCCAGCAACCUCCCUUCAUCCACCUUACCCCUGUCUCCUCCCAGUGAUGCCCCUCCCCCCUCUGAUUGUCAUGGCUACAGGUUUUGCUGCAGCAGGUGCAGUCUAGCGGUCCAAAGGCAGAACCACACCAUGAGGGCGGCGACAGAGUGCCACCUCUGCCCCAGACGGUGCCGCAGCCAAGAGGCCCUGCAGAGACACCUGCUCAACACACACCUACAGGACCUACACCUACAGGGUACAUACCCUGACCAGAGUGGAGCACACAUCCAACAACCAAUCAGCCUGGUGGGGGAGGAAGAGGAGGGGGAAAGUAUGAGUGAAAAAGAGACAGAUAAGAAAGAGGAAGAUGAUGAGGAGGGGGAGGGAGAGCAGGGAAAGGGAGAUGAAGGAGUGGAUGAAAAGGAUGACCCAGAUGAGGAGGAGGAGAGGCCCAGUUCAGGGGUUGGUGACAGUGACCAGGGUUCAAGGCAGCAGGAGGAGAAGGAGGCAGGGUCAGAACCCAACCCCUUCAGCAAGGGCUCCAACCCCACUCUGGAGCGGUUUUUGGACCCGGCUCAGCCCUACAAGUGUUCCUUCUGCUGUGAGUCCUUCACUCAGAGAUCCAUCCUGCCCGUCCUCUAUAACUCUCUGUCCCACCAAGCCAGAGCCAGAUGGGUCCUGCAGGACUCCAGCCCCAGUUCCCCUGACACCUGCUGCAGCCCGGACCCAAGUUCCUACCGCUGCAGAAUGUGUCGGGUGGCUUACAGCCAGAGUUCCGCCCUGGACAUUCACCUCUGCUCUGUACUGCACCAGACACGAGCCCGUGGAGCUCGGACCCAGCUAUCACUGAAACCCCACACCCUCCAAACCCUAGUUCCAGCCUUGGUUCAGACCACUGCCUCCAGCCGUUCACCAGGGGGAGGAGAGGUAUCUACCAGGGGAACCCCCCCAACAGCCACCAGAUCAUCCCCUUCCUCCCCAAGUCCCUGUUCCUCCCUCAUUGAAGCCCAGCUGAGUGUGGGUGUCUCUGGGAAGGCUGAGGGCCACCAGGCUAAGAGGCGGAGAGUAGAGGACCUGACAGCAGCUGGAGGACAGCAGGACCUAACGUUACUCCAACAGCAGUUAGCCCAGGCCCAGAUGCUACAACAGCAACAUAAGUUAGCCCAGGCCCAUAUACAGGAACACACAGUCCUCCUCCAGCCCCAGCUCUUUAGUCCAACACUGCUCCCGCACCUCCCCUUACUGCAGCAGAACCUCUUAAAGCAGUUCCUCCCUUCAGCAGCAGAGAGUCUCCAACAGAGGAACCUCCUCUCUCCACUCCAGUUCUCCCCAGACAGCCUGUUUCCUCUACAGCAGCAGAUGCUCCAGUCCUUCUACCUCUCUGGAGAUCUGCAGCUCAACCCUAACAUGAACAUUAGUCAGAUCACCUCAGCUCUCUCCCUCCAGACCAUCGCUGCCCUCUCCUCUCAGACAAAUGGGCUUAAACAUCCCUCUCCAAAGCUGGUGACAACUAGCAUCCAGUCUCCAGUCCGGCCCCCGAAAUGUGAGACCCAGGCUGAGACAGCUGACAGUGACUCCCCCCUUCACCAGAUGGAGAAAGAGUCAAACCCAUCCUCAUCUCCUGAGGGAGGUGGAGAGAUGCAGGAGAGCGAGAAGAGGGAUGGAGCAGAGAAGACCCUCAGAGUUCUGCUGGAGAGAUAUGGCUGGGAGCUGGCCCUGCAAUCCAAUCAGAGCAGACAGAGACAGCAGAACAGAGAGAUGGAGGGAUGCCUGGAGGAGGAGAAGCAGUGUGGAAAAUGUGGGAAGCUGUUCUCUGACUCUCUGAUCCUGAAGAGCCAUCAGGAGUUUGUUCACCAUCAAAUUAUCAAUCCGGUAGUGUUGGAGACGUUCUCCAGACAGUAUGACUGCCUCUACCCCUUCACACCCUUCCCAGUGGGGGACAAUGAUAAUACUGUUGUUGCACAUCUAACCCCAGCCACAGCACUUGUACUUGCACCCUUACACCCAGCACCAGUCUCAGAUUCAAUCUUUGACCAAGCCCAAUCCCUCUUCCAAGCCUCCAUAGGUCCAGAUCAAGCUGUACCCACCACACCAGCAUCUGUACCUGUAACCUUGUCCACAGACCAAGCUCCAGUUAAUUCCUUCUGCCCAGCCCAAGCCUCACCAACACCCUCUCCUCCUCCACCCUCUUCCCAAACACAACCACUUCCAGAGCAGCAGCAGGACACUACGACAUCGACAACCACCCCUGCCCCCUCUCCAACUAUCAUACCCCAGUCCAAUCUCUCCAUGCAUUUCCCCUUAUCCCAACUCCCCAUGCCCCCUCUUUCUUUACCAAGCCUCUCCACUCUUCCCUUCCCCAUAGACCUCUCUCUCCUCCCCCUUGGUCUAAUGCAGCCCAUAGUACUCCAGUCUAUGCUUCAGUACCAGUCCCUGUUAUCAUCUGGCCACCAACCACCCCUUUCCCUAUUCACCAACGCUCACUCCACCCACAAACCAUCUCUAACCUCAUACACUAACACACACUGUGAUCCUAGUCCAUCUCUAACCUCAUACACGAACACACACUGUGAUCCUAGUCCAUCUCUAACCUCAUACACGAACACACACUGUGAUCCUAGUCCAUCUCUAACCUCAUACACUAACACACACUGUGAUCCUAGUCCAUCUCUAACCUCAUACACUAACACACACUGUGCUCCAAGCCCAUCUCUAACCUCAUACACUAACACACACUAUGCUCCAAGCCCAUCUCUAACCUCAUACACUAACACACACGGUGCUCCUAGCCCAUCUCUAACCUCAUACACGAACACACACUGUGCUCCAAGCCCAUCUCUACCCUCAUACACUAACACACACUGUGAUCCUAGUCCAUCUCUAACCUCAUACACGAACACACACUAUGCUCCAAGCCCAUCUCUAACCUCAUACACUAACACACACGGUGCUCCUAGCCCAUCUCUAACCUCAUACACGAACACACACUGUGCUCCUAGCCCAUCUCUAACCUCAUACACGAACACACACUGUGCUCCUUGCCCAUCUCUAACCUCAUACACGAACACCCACUGUGCUCCUAGCCCAGCCCUGCCCUUUCUGAAGCGUAGGCUGGAGGAGGGGACAGUGGUAACGCCUAUGAGGGAUGUGAUGGAUGGUGAGAGAGAGGAAGAGGGAGUUAGAGAGGGUGAUGAGCAGAGGAGGGAUAGGCGUCAGAGGACCACCAUCAGUUCAGAGCAGCUAGAGGUUCUGUACCAGCGCUACAGUCUGAACUCCAACCCAACCCGCUCUGUACUGGAGGGCAUCACCAGGGACACAGGCCUGAAGAAACGUGUAGUGCAGGUAUGGUUCCAGAACACCCGGGCUCGUCAGAGGAAGGGCCAGCUCCAGACCCUGGGGAGAGGAGGAGGUCUGUGUCUGGGUGAGAACCACAGGCGCUGUCCGUUCUGCAGGGCUCUCUUCAAGGCUCAGAACGCCCUGGACGCCCAUGUCAGGGCCCACCACUGUUCACAGACUGACAGAGCUGCCUAUGGCUCAUUUAAUCAGAUGGGUCCUGCAGAUGACUCCAGCUUCUCUCACAACCAUUGAUCCUACAGAGACAGGGAGGGUCACUCUGUCUCCAUCCAGCCUUUUCCCUCUCUCUCCCAGCAUCCUCCUCUCUCUCCCUCCCUCCAUCCCUCCCCAAGCCCGUUUCAUCCCUCCCCAAGCCCAUGGGGCGUCGCCACUGAGAGAAAAUACAUUUCUGGGAAAACCGAUUUGUCCUUUGACCUGAACAAACCCCAAAUUGAAGAGGAGGAGAAAGAAAAGAAAGAGCAUCUGUCAGUAAAAAUAUUCCCUUUGUCUGACCAGGCUCAUGAGGGUAACUAGCAAUCUGUUGUCUCUGGGAUACAAUUAUGGAAUGGCGAGCUUCAACGUUCAAGACUGUGACCAGAACACCAGUCCAAGUCUGUCUGAGUGUGGAUAGGCAUGUACUGAGACAGCAGCAGAGGCCGCAUACCCAGAUGACCCACCAGCAGGUUGCCCAACUCCGUCUGCUACAGGGAGCAACCCAGCCCCCUGCGAUGUGAGGGCCUGGCAUGCAGGGUAGUGCAGGUGUGGUUUCAGAAUAACCGGGCCAAAGAGAAGAGGACCAGGAGCCUUAGAGUCGACCCAACCACAGGAUAGAGAGAGACUGCAGAGGACAGGGGAGAGAACACACAGUCAUGAACCAAGUGCACGUCAGUCACAACAAUGAACCAACCACAGACACAGCCAUGAACCAACCUCACAAAGAGCGAUGAACCAACCACACACACAGCCAUGAACCAACCACAUGCCCAAGAAGCCAAAGAGCAUUCUACCAGUGUACCUCAUCCCCUCCUCAGCCCAAAAACAUCACAGGGCAUACCUCCUAGAGCUUUAAGACACAACUCCUCUGUUCCUCCCUCUCUCCUCCUGUCCUUUCUUCCAACUGAUACCUCAGGAGUUAACCCCUCCAUGCCAACAGAUGUCCCUGUCGAGACCAUAUCAUCUGGAGAAUCAGGAAAUGGUAUGUAAUCUUCCCACUUCUGUUUAAAGACUUUACUAGUGUUGUAGUUCUGUUGCAAGUACGAACAGAUUCUAUCAAGAUAGUCUAAGAUAGUCUAAGACGUUUGGUGUAUAGAAUGUUCUUUCAAAGUAAAAGAACUGAAGGAAACAAAAGCCACUACAGAAAACAAAAAUAAAGAAUAUUCUUCACAAAGAGCUUCUGCAAAGACUGGCUUGGAUUCCAAAGCUUGUAACCAAAACCUUACAUGUCCUUGGAUUGUGUUGUCAACAUGGUGGUUUUCAUUUCCUGAACUGCA
Oncorhynchus masou masou (cherry salmon) is the source of this 6533-nucleotide messenger RNA. RefSeq names its product zinc finger homeobox protein 3-like. Gene Ontology annotation, cellular component: nucleus. Gene Ontology annotation, biological process: regulation of transcription by RNA polymerase II. The record is from RefSeq and is a predicted model, not a curated record. Gene Ontology annotation, molecular function: RNA polymerase II cis-regulatory region sequence-specific DNA binding; DNA-binding transcription factor activity, RNA polymerase II-specific. The transcript is spliced from 9 exons. NCBI's taxonomy places the organism in Eukaryota, Metazoa, Chordata, Actinopteri, Salmoniformes, Salmonidae.